GAAUCAUUAACAGUUUAAUGAACAUGCACGCAUUCUGCGACAAAAUAAUCGCUGCGACUAAAUAAUAGAACCAGUCCUAUUUUAGCAGCGACGCGACUAUUGCUGUUUUGAAUGAAGCAUACCGACUCGUAGGGACGUGCACGCAUUGCGAUUAUUUAGCAGUACGAAUUUCGUUGGAUUGGAACCGUCCGACAUUUUCCCUGUUUUCAGUUGUGAUUAGUAGUACAUAAUAUAUUUAAUUUUGGGUGUGAAAUAUUUGAUAUUAAUAAAAAAUCAUGUCUGACAGUGAAGAAACGACCCACAUCGUUCUUGAUACUGAGAGAAUUAUUGUGGAAGUGGAAAAAAGACCAGCGCUGUAUAAUAAAGAACUGAAGGAAUACAGCGAUAGAAAUGCGAAAGAGAAAUUAUGGACAGAAGUAUGCGCAAAUGUAAUACCAAAAUGGCAUGAACUAUCAGGUGCAGAAAGAAAAGACAGAGGUAAGGAGUUACAAAAGGAGUGGAAAAACUUAAAAGACCGAUUUAUCAAGGACAUCAAGGUGCAAAAAGACAUUGCCAGUGGUUCAGCAGCAUCAAAGAAAAGAAAAUAUAUUUUCGCUGAUAUUAUGCAGUUUCUCCUACCAGAACUAAAGGAUCGAAGUACCGACACUAACAUUCCAGAAACAGACAUAGGCACACAUGAUAUCAAUGAUUCGAAAAAUAUUAGUAAAGAGGAUGAAGCGAGUGGUGUGAAAUGUCACGCCUGUCAUUCAGCAGAAAACUACUACCUAUACCCCAAAAUCACGUCCUAAACAAACUUUUGAACAACAACUCAUAGGAUUGUUGGAGCGUAAUCAAGCACCAAGUACCCCACAAGAAGAAGAUGAAGAUUUGGCUUUUUUUAAAUCCCUUUUACCAGCUGUUUUGAAAAUUUACUGACUAUCAGAAAACUGAAUUCCGUUUAGAAGUUCUUAACUCCAUGUGAAAAAUUCAAUCAAUAAAUUUUCCUGUACCACAAAAUAUUCACUCAUAUCCCCCUUCCUACUCCCAACCAUUGCAACAGUCCCAAAUAUCACCCAAUCCUUCAAUUGCUUCUUGGGUUUUCCAAUCGUUGAAUCUACCACGCUACACAAAUCAAGUACCAAUUCAGCCACCACAGCCCUCACCUGUCAGCUUUAUCUCCUACUGAAUCACAGAUGUCUCAAUAUAGUGACCUCCUAGAUAUAUAAUAACCUUCAUGCACUUUUUUUUAAAUAAUAAAAAAUAAAUUGUUUCUUACCGUAAAGUUAUUGUGAGUAUUUCUUCUACACUUAUAGGUUCACAGAACUUUGUUUUUGAUUUUUGCAGGCUAACUUUUAGCAAUUCAUUUAAUUCAUCGAACGACUUCAUCGACAUUCUAUAAUAAUUGAAAAAAUUUUCUGGGUACUUCCUCAGUUCUCUAUAUAGACAAUGAAAUUGCCCUAAAGUUAAUCGCAUCAUAUUUAAUGGAUGAACCAAGUACCUUCGCGGCUUUCUUCUUUUUUUAAUGCGUAUGCAAUACACACUAAGUCGACAGCAGUCAGCUUGUACGCCAUUCUGAAAAAUA
Messenger RNA from Anthonomus grandis grandis, 1561 nucleotides. RefSeq lists its product as uncharacterized. Lineage: Eukaryota; Metazoa; Arthropoda; Insecta; Coleoptera; Curculionidae. Gene Ontology annotation, cellular component: transcription regulator complex; nucleus. The record is from RefSeq and is a predicted model, not a curated record. Gene Ontology annotation, biological process: regulation of transcription by RNA polymerase II. Bases 276 to 788 code for a protein of 170 amino acids. The transcript has 3 exons.